UUCACUUUGCCCCAUCUGCCUGAGUGAAUCAAGGGAAACCCCAGUUUUUGAAAAGACUGCUUCUUUUUAGUUAACGGUUAUACUGGGAACUUUCUGACCUCACCAGAAGCUAAGAUUGGUGUUCAAUCUCAAGUAUUUAUGAACAUAUUUCUCUAUCCACAGAAAUAUAUACCCUGAAAAAAAAAAAGGACGAGGUUCCUGGUCCUCUUGACCACUGGUCAACAUAGAGUAAACACACAAUGAGGCUUGAAGAAACUCAGAGUAAACGACAAAGAGGCCGGCAUUCCCAGCUGGUCACUUGGGUCUUUGCAAUUGUUUGCAUCUUUCUUCUCAGUGCCUGUUUUAUUGCAAAUUGUUUUGUGACAUAUCACAAUUUUUUACGUAAGAGAGGAAUGCAAAGGUUCAAGUUACCAGAGUAUCAUAUGAAGCUAACAUGCAUCAGAGAAGAAUCAGGACUAAAAGGAGAUACCUGGAAUUGCUGUCCUAUUGGCUGGAAAGGCUUCCAGUCCAACUGCUAUAUUCCUUUUAAUGACAACAAAACGUGGGCUGAGAGUGAAAGGAACUGUUCAGAGAUGGGGGCCCAUCUGGCGACAAUCAGCACAGAAGCUGAGCAGAACUUUAUGACUAAAUUUUUGGAUAGACGAUUUUCAUAUUUCCUGGGACUUACAGAUGAGGAUAUGGAAGGUCAAUGGCACUGGGUGGACCAGACACCAUUUAAUCCACACAUGGCAUUCUGGCAUGAGAAUGAACCUAACAACUUUCAGGAAGAAGACUGUGUGGUCAUUGUUAAUGCCCAAGAUAAAUGGGCCUGGAAUGAUUUUCCUUGUAACUUUGAGACAAGUAGAAUUUGUAAGAUACCUGGAACAGGAUUCAACUAGAAACCUACAAAGUGAUUCUUGUGAUGGAAAAGAACAACCAAAUCAAGCAGGGAAGAAUGUAAAGCAUCAUUCAAACAGAGAAAACGUGGAGUCAUAGAGCAUUUUUCAGUCAGAAUGCCCUUAUUUAUUUUUGUUCAACUCAUGCAAGAUUGUGUGUGUGUGCGUGUGUGUGUGUACAAGAUAAUGUGAUUUUGUGUGGUGUUUUCAUGGAAAGAAUCAUCUAUUCCAUGAGAACCAGUUUCAUUAUCUGUGCUUUCUUGAUAUUAUCUCAAGGUAAUUACUUUUUGUUUGUUAUGCAUUGAUUAAAUAUCUAACAGAAUCACUUGAAUAAUGCAAUCUUUUUGUCAUUUUUCUCUUGUUUUAAUUCUUAUCUCUUAGAAUUCUUAACUGGUAGUGGUGAAUCAUUUUUUUUUUACCCAAGUAUCACAGACUUUGAAGUAUUUAUGUGAUAUUUUUAUUGUUUGAUGUUUCAUUUUCAGACUUUGAAGUAAUGUCAUUAAACUGACAUUUGUGAGUGAAAAUUUUCCAGAACCAUAGUAUAAAACAGUUCUAAAUUAUGGUACUGCACAGGUAGAAAAACAAUGAAUAACCUCCUUACUCCACUCUAAAUAAUUUUGAAAGCAGAAUGUAUCAAACUGACUUAAUAUCAUUUUUAGUGGAAAAUCCCAUUAUUGGCCACUUGAACCAAACACCUUCAAUUCUAUAGGAUUGAAGGAAAAAGAUCCUCGGGAAGAUAUAAAGCUCACCUUUGAAUUGCUUGCUCAUGAUAAUCAUUACUAUCCUUUAGUAGAGAUGAAAUGUAUUCCCUGUGGAAUUAUAGGAAAGUUACUGGGGAUAAUUUGGCUCUUAGCUAACAGUUAAAAUUUAUUAAUUAUUUGGAGUUCCACUAUAUUGGUAACUUCAUUUUCACAUGAAGGAAAGAGUCACAUUUUAACCCAUUCAUUUAUAUUGUUAAAAUAUUUUUAAGCUAUAAAGCUACAGUUCAAACUAGAAAGGAAGUCAUUGUUUUAACCUCUUAAAAUUGUUAUGUAUGUAGUACCACUUAUGAGGCAGUCCCAUUCAACUUUAAUAAGAUACAGUGCUUUCUUAAAAAUUUUAAUCAGCUAAUGUUUCCUGGCUCUCAACUGAAAGAUUUUAAGUAAUAACUUUUUAAAAGAUUUUCUAUGCCACUCUUUUAAAAACAGUAUUUAUUUUGUAAACUGUUAUUGAUUUUUGAGUGUUGGUGUAUGAUUAUAUGUGGGGAUUGGGUGCAUUGUGUGUGUGUGUGUGUGUGUGUGUGUGUGUGUGUGUGUGGUGUGUGUGUUAUGUGUCUACAUCUCAAACUGAUGCUUUUAAUUGGAGUGAUACUAAGUAGUUUUAAUCCUGUCUACCAUAUACACUAAAUUACAUAGCACAAAUCCUGUUAUAAUAAUUUUAUGUAGAUGCUACUAGGCUUUGUACAGUUAAUUCUUCAAUUAUUAAUUCAUAUAAACCUGUAUAUAGGUAGAGAUUCAGUUGUCAAUAAAAUGUGAUAAUUUAUUCA
Marmota flaviventris (yellow-bellied marmot) is the source of this 2400-nucleotide messenger RNA. It is a transcript of the gene Clec4d, whose product is annotated as C-type lectin domain family 4 member D. The record is from RefSeq and is a predicted model, not a curated record. Lineage: Eukaryota; Metazoa; Chordata; Mammalia; Rodentia; Sciuridae.